GCGGUUUGAACGAGACGAAGAUGGAACCGGAGCGGGGCGCAGGCAGCGGAUACGGUUCUGCCAAGAGGCGAAGAUGGCGGUGAACGUAUACUCGACGUCGGUCACCAGUGAUAACCUAAGUCGACAUGACAUGCUGGCCUGGAUCAAUGAGUCUCUGCAACUGAAUCUGACCAAGAUCGAGCAGUUGUGCUCAGGGGCUGCGUACUGUCAGUUUAUGGACAUGUUGUUCCCUGGCUCCAUUGCCUUGAAGAAAGUGAAAUUCCAAGCUAAGCUAGAACAUGAAUACAUCCAGAACUUCAAAAUACUACAAGCAGGUUUUAAGAGAAUGGGUGUAGACAAAAUAAUUCCUGUGGACAAAUUAGUAAAAGGAAAAUUUCAAGACAAUUUUAAAUUUGUUCAGUGGUUCAAGAAGUUUUUUGAUGCAAACUAUGAUGGAAAAGACUAUGACCCUGUGGCUGCCAGGCAAGGUCAAGAAACUGCUGUGGCUCCCUCACUUGUCGCUCCAGCUCUGAACAAACGGAAGAAACCUCUCAGUUCUGGUGGUGCAGCGUCACAGAGGCCCAUUUCAACACAGAGAACUACUGCAAUUCCUAAGGCUGGCGCAAGGGUGGUGCGCAAGAAUCCCGGGGUGGGCAAUGGAGAUGAUGCAGCAGCUGAGUUGAUGCAGCAGGUCAAUGUAUUGAAACUUACCUUCGAAGACUUGGAGAAAGAAAGAGAUUUCUAUUUAGGAAAGCUAAGAAACAUUGAAUUGAUUUGCCAGGAGAACGAGGGGGAAAAUGACCCUGUUUUGCAGAGGAUUGUGGACAUUCUGUAUGCUACAGACAAAGAACUGCAUUUGGAAGAAGGGGACUUAGAUGAGGAGAUGGCUGACUAUGGAGUACUGAGCCAGCUACGAGAACAGAAUCUGACAGCAUAA
This is a messenger RNA of Ochotona princeps (American pika), 916 nucleotides long. RefSeq names its product microtubule-associated protein RP/EB family member 1-like. Gene Ontology annotation, molecular function: microtubule plus-end binding. The record is from RefSeq and is a predicted model, not a curated record. Gene Ontology annotation, cellular component: microtubule plus-end; microtubule organizing center; spindle midzone. The transcript is spliced from 2 exons. Bases 74 to 916 code for a protein of 280 amino acids. NCBI's taxonomy places the organism in Eukaryota, Metazoa, Chordata, Mammalia, Lagomorpha, Ochotonidae. Gene Ontology annotation, biological process: protein localization to microtubule plus-end; spindle assembly; regulation of microtubule polymerization or depolymerization.